Nerophis lumbriciformis (worm pipefish) is the source of this 1346-nucleotide messenger RNA. It is a transcript of the gene miip, whose product is annotated as migration and invasion inhibitory protein. The record is from RefSeq and is a predicted model, not a curated record. NCBI's taxonomy places the organism in Eukaryota, Metazoa, Chordata, Actinopteri, Syngnathiformes, Syngnathidae. Gene Ontology annotation, biological process: negative regulation of cell migration; negative regulation of G2/M transition of mitotic cell cycle.
AGGUUUGAUUUGAAAUCGUAAAAGAAAAUGGCGUCGUUUGUUAACGCUGAAAUGGGAACGCGUGAAUUUUAUGUCGUAUUAUUAGAGUAAAAUUGUUAUUAAUACACCAGAACGUUAAAUGUUCCGGGUUAUAACGUUCAGUUGGUUUAUAAUGUGUUGUUUGUUGAAAGUUGGACGGAGGUUUUUUUUAGAACAUAACUAAACUUUUACGACAGCACAGGGACGGAAGUGAAGCAUUAUCGUACUAAUAAGUAAAGAAUGUGUGAGAGACAAAUGGACACUCUGGGUUCCAACGCUUCGCCAUCUUCGGUCAUCAGCUGUGGAAGAGUCGGAGCUGAAAACGCCUCAACUUCAGAAACGUCAUCAGAUUUGGAUGGCAUGAAGUCUUGUCUGGCAUCAAACACACAACAGAGCAGUGAACAGAAGAAGGUGCAGAAUCGAGUGACGUUUCAGACGGAGGAUGCGUGUGCAGAAGAAUCUUCCCACAAGUGUCCUGUGCGUCCGUUACUUGGAUAUGACUGGAUCGCGGGAGUCUUGGAUGUGCAAAACACUUUAGCAGAAUACUCUGAUGACUUCUACAAUGAACUGCAAGCGUUUCGAACAAGCAAUAAAAGCGAGUGCAUCCACCAGCCACAAUCAGACCUUGAAUUUUGCAUGGAUAAACACUCAAUCCUGCCGAUGCUUGCAGACACUGCCAGGCCAGAAGCUGACACGCAAGUUCAUGAGUGUACAUUCUCUUACAAACUCAACGACAGAUUGUUCCCCGUCUCGCUUCUCUCUCCGGAGUGUUGUCCUGUGUGCAAAAGAGAAAAAUCCUCACACCCGCACACCAUGGGUGAUCCAGCACUCGUCAGGGUCACCAUCCCUCGCUUUUCCGUCCUGCCUCCUUACAAGUACAAAAUACAUCGCCGCUGCAGCUUCGAGCCAUCUGACAGUUUGGCCUUACCAUCACACUGCCUUUUGGGCUGGCCUAACAGGGUUCAAGGCUUCUUGCUCCCGCCAAGCAACCUGGACCUGCGCAGUCACCUCGUUAAGAACAACUUUACUCAGCUACAAGUUGCAGAACGAGAGGAUCAAGUGACCAAAAGCAAUCGCUCUGACCAGACACCAGCUCUCUGUCGAUUGGCUCGGUUUCACUUCCAGCACUUUUCCCCCAAAGGAAAUUUAGGACGUUUAUCUUCCACCAAGAGCUGACAACAGACCCUCAAGUGUUUUUUUGGUUGUUUUUUUUAACAAGACGAUUAUGGCAACUAUAAAGCUGUCAAACCUUCAUUGUGUUUCUUGUGUAUUUUCUUGUCAAGCAAUGAAAGUCAUUGUGACUUUAAAUAAACAUUGAAGUUGGAUCA